This is a messenger RNA of Parathielavia appendiculata, 1387 nucleotides long. RefSeq lists its product as uncharacterized. The transcript has 2 exons. The coding region runs from base 298 to 1029 and encodes 243 amino acids. NCBI's taxonomy places the organism in Eukaryota, Fungi, Ascomycota, Sordariomycetes, Sordariales, Chaetomiaceae. Gene Ontology annotation, cellular component: nucleus; cytoplasm. The record is from RefSeq and is a predicted model, not a curated record.
CUGCUUUUCCCCACCUUGCGUUUCAACCUGACAGACGCAAGCUUUGAACCACCAUUGGUCUUAAGAGACGACAAAAACACCUUACCUCACGGAGCACGAUCAAAAUUGUUGUUGACUCAAUUACCGCGGCUACAGAGUUAUCUGCGUACAGUCGAGAACCACCACCACUGAGGCAAAAAUAGUUCAACUCCUGUUCUCGUUCACCAAGCGACAGGACGAUAUCACCAAACCCCACCAAGUACCACCAUCCGCAGUAGACCAUCCGCAGUAGACCAUCCGCAGUAGACCACCACGACCAUGGAGCAGCAAAUACCUCUUAGCCAUGAGCCCUCCGCCGGAGACACCAACAUGCGGGUGGCAACCUCCCUUCCGCACGAGGUCGUCCAAUGUCUCGAGAACGCGCGCUUCCUCCACCUUGCCACGUGCUCCGACAACAUCCCCCACGUCUCGCUCAUGAACUACACUUACCUGCCUUCCUCGCCCUAUUCGCGCUCUCCCGUCAUCGUCAUGACGACCAAUCCAGCCAGCAAGAAGAUGAACAAUCUCACUAGCAACCACAACGUCUCCUUGCUCGUCCACGACUGGGUCUCGCACCGUCCAACGCCCACCUCCCAAGCGCGCCGCCUCUCCUCCGACGCCGGGUCCUCCCGCUCGCCGAACCGGGAGCCCCACUCGUCCCUCGCCGCCCUGCUCUUCAACCUUAACACGUCAGCCGUGUCCUCCAUCAGCGCCACCAUCAACGGCUCCGCACGCCUGGUCGAGCGUGGCUCGGACGAGGAGAAGUACUACCGGGAUGUGCACCUAGAGAACAACACAUUUGACAACAUCGUCGACACCGGCCUCUUCGGUGCUGGCGCAGACCGCGCCGAGGGCGAGAGCGACACUGCGCAUAGGUUUGCGGCGGGCGAUGAUGUGCGGGUCAUUGUGGUUGGGAUACGGGAUGUCAGGAUUGCGGAUCGGAAAGGGGCGGUAAGAGACUGGGUUAUUGCCGAGCCGGGAGCGGAGCCGGUGGUCAAUGGUGUACGGUGAUGUUUGCAGGUUGUUGCGGUCAUCGAGUUGGGGGUGGUAUCCAGAAACGAAAAUGCAAGAGCAAAGCUCAUCGGCUAACCCUCUUCGCGGUCGAAGAGAGGUAGCCGGUCAACAAUUCUUAGGGAGGGUUUGCUUCGGUGGGAGACGAGGGAAGCGGCGUGAUUUUCGGCCCGGGCCCGGGCGCGAAAUCGGGUCUGACCACCCCUGACUGUUGUGGUCGGUGAGAUAGGGAACUGAACCUUGUAUACUAAUCAAUGACGCUCUGGGCGACUUUGAUACUUGAUCGAGCCGAGAUAAACUUAACAUCUUGUUUUAGAAGUCACCUGUAUGCAGGCAUACAAAACGGAAUUUGAAGCUG